Messenger RNA from Raphanus sativus (radish), 495 nucleotides. RefSeq names its product S-protein homolog 2-like. The record is from RefSeq and is a predicted model, not a curated record. Bases 1 to 495 code for a protein of 164 amino acids. The transcript has a single exon. NCBI's taxonomy places the organism in Eukaryota, Viridiplantae, Streptophyta, Magnoliopsida, Brassicales, Brassicaceae.
AUGAAUAUUCCAAAACGUUACCCAUCACUAGUCAUAUUGAUUGUCUUCAUAGCUACAGAUCUAUCUCGUGCAGUCACAAGAAACAACAUUCCUGCUGCAAACGAUCCAUCAUUACCAUCGAUAAAAGAUGUGUUUAAACCUUUCGGAAAGAUUACUGUAGAAAUCAUCAAUGAUAUUGGUGGUACAGUACCAUUGCCUUUUCAUUGUAAAUCAAAGGACGAUGAUUUUGGUGACCAGAGUUUGCAACCUGGUGGGUCGUGGUCGUUUAGUUUUAAGCGUCAGUUCUUUGGAAGGACAUUGUUUUUCUGUUCUUUUGUGUUGCCCAAUGGAAGCUUUUAUUUCGACAUAUUUAGAGACCACCGAGAUACUGCUGGCGAGGACUGGUGCCAACAUUGCGUGUGGAAGAUAAGACCAACCGGACCUUGUAGGUUUAACGGUGUUCAUAAGAAGUUCGAUGUUUGUUUUCCAUGGAAUAAAAAUAAGUCAUUGUAUUGA